Molecule: messenger RNA, 1023 nt
Organism: Larimichthys crocea (large yellow croaker)
Lineage: Eukaryota; Metazoa; Chordata; Actinopteri; Sciaenidae
Product: histone H2A-like
Exons: 2
Coding region: 45-584 (179 amino acids)
Cellular component (GO): nucleosome
Molecular function (GO): protein heterodimerization activity; DNA binding; structural constituent of chromatin
Source: RefSeq, a predicted model, not a curated record
CGCCACAUUUUCUUUGAGUCGUAACUCUAGAAAGUAACUUAAACAUGAGUGGCCGAGGGAAAACCGGUGGCAAAGCCAGAGCUAAGGCAAAGACCCGCUCCUCCCGUGCCGGGCUUCAGUUCCCCGUCGGCCGUGUCCACAGGCUGCUGCGUAAAGGCAACUAUGCCGAGCGUGUUGGAGCCGGUGCCCCCGUCUACCUGGCGGCCGUGCUGGAGUACCUGACCGCUGAGAUCCUGGAGUUGGCUGGAAACGCUGCCCGCGACAACAAGAAGACUCGUAUCAUCCCCCGUCACCUGCAGCUGGCUGUCCGCAACGACGAGGAGCUCAACAAACUGCUGGGCGGAGUGACCAUCGCUCAGGGCGGUGUGCUGCCUAACAUCCAGGCUGUUCUUCUGCCCAAGAAGACCGAGAAGCCCGCCAAGUCCAAGGAGGACAGACUAAAGGAGGCAAUCUUUAAAAGUAGAGAAACCGUCUUCAACACAGGAGGACAACUUAUACACCAACGAACAGCCACCUACAAUGCUUCCUCACUUUCCAGGAGACCACUCGGGCAACAGUUGUCACAACGAGCAUUAAUGAACUAAUUGGGAACAAUGUUUUAGUUAGUGAUCCUACCAAUGCCAUAUACCUGGAUCUUCCCACCAGAGCGAGAAUGAAAUGUCCUCACAAAGUUAUUCCACAUACAGUUGCCCCAGAUUUGAACCUUUUUUGAAGAGUCUCUGACAUCAAACUCAUCACAUCAUCUCAUGAAUCUAAUUGGAUUCUAUCUACAGUCAAUUUAUAGUGGAUAUAAAAAGUCACACCCCUUUUACAUCAGCUUUUAUCAUGUAGAAAAAAAAAAUAAAAUAAAUGUCAGAACAUUUUCCACCAUUAAUGUGACCUAUAACAUGAACAAUUCAAUUGAAAAACAAGCUGGAAUAUUUUAAGAGGAAAAAUAAACUUAUACAAACACUAACCUGGUUGCAUAAGUGGGCACACCUUAGUAACUAACAUGUUGUCUUGAGAUCUCAAGAUAAUUAACUC